This is a messenger RNA of Botrytis byssoidea, 975 nucleotides long. RefSeq lists its product as uncharacterized. NCBI's taxonomy places the organism in Eukaryota, Fungi, Ascomycota, Leotiomycetes, Helotiales, Sclerotiniaceae. The record is from RefSeq and is a predicted model, not a curated record. The transcript has 2 exons. Bases 1 to 975 code for a protein of 324 amino acids.
AUGCAUUACCAAAAUCUUCUGAUCGCCGCGCUCGCCAUCGCAGCUCCCCUUUCUCUCGCCCUUCCCCUCGCCGACCCCGAGCCGGCAAAAGAUGCCCCAGCCACAACUAAAAUACCCGAAAACCAGAACAUCCACGCCAAGCCUACUUGGCUUUCUAUUCCUAUCAUUGACCCUACCAAGCUUUCCAUUUUUCCUACUCCUGCUCCUACGCAAAAGCCGGAGCCUGUUACUACCAAGGGUGAGCAACAGGAUGGACAGGAUCAUGCUACUAAGACAGUGAAGGGGGGCGAGGGUGGGCCGGCGCAGAGUAGUCAGGUUUGUACUACGCAUGCUCCCGAGAAGCCAAAAGCAAAGGGGAAGGGCCAGAGGGAUGUUGAGGAACUAGAGGAUAGAGACGUUGCAGAUUUGGAUUUAGAUUGGGAGAUAGAGGGAAUAUUAGCGGAUAUGAGAGUCGAAUUGGAGGAGAGAGCUGAAAAUGGAAAGCCCACUGGAGGUUUCACUGGAAAACCUGAUCCAGCACCUGCACCUACCGCUACUGCAAAACCAACACAGCAUUUUACUGGGAAACCGGUUACUGAGCCGGCUCAAACCGCUACGGCUAAGCCAACUCAGCACUUCACUGGCAAGCCCGACGGACCCGAACAAACAGUAACAGCUAGACCCACUGAAUACUUUACCGGAAACCCCGAUGGACCCGCUCAAACUGCCACCGGAAAACCAACUCAACACUUUACCGAAAAGCCGAAUACGCCACCUACCAAAACAAUCAAAACUAUUGAGCCCAUCAAGACUUCUAUCGUUUUCACUGAUAAGCCAGAAAUUGUUCCAAGAAUAUUCACAACCAUUUACAAUAAUGGUGGUCAGACCACCCCAAAUUCUGUUCUGGUCAAUACUUAUGGACCGGCUAGUAGCAGCGUUAUUGUAGAUCCCGUGCCAGUCGGUACUGGGAAGCCUGCUGGAGGAAGAGGAUUCUAG